This is a messenger RNA of Zingiber officinale, 453 nucleotides long. RefSeq names its product DNA polymerase delta catalytic subunit-like. The transcript is spliced from 3 exons. Gene Ontology annotation, molecular function: nucleotide binding; DNA-directed DNA polymerase activity; 3'-5'-DNA exonuclease activity. Gene Ontology annotation, biological process: base-excision repair, gap-filling; DNA replication proofreading; nucleotide-excision repair, DNA gap filling. The coding region runs from base 1 to 453 and encodes 150 amino acids. Gene Ontology annotation, cellular component: membrane; delta DNA polymerase complex. The record is from RefSeq and is a predicted model, not a curated record. Lineage: Eukaryota; Viridiplantae; Streptophyta; Magnoliopsida; Zingiberales; Zingiberaceae.
AUGCUGAAAUUGAACAUGUAUGAUAAAGUUGAGUCUGUGAGCUGUCCAUUGGAGCUUGACAAGUCUCAGACCAUUCGGGAGCAGGAGAAGAUUUCUUUUACCUAUGAAGUUGUAUUUGUUAAAAGUGACAUCAGAUGGCCAUCAAGAUGGGAUGCAUAUCUAAAGAAUAAUAUUUAUGAAGUUGUGCUGGGCGUCCUCGCAUACAUCGAGACAGUCAGAAGAGACAACUGUUUGUUGGUAAAGAAUCUGGUAAACGAAUGCCUACACAAGAUACUAAUUGAGCGAGAUAUUCCUGGCGCAGUUCAAUAUGUGAAGAACACAAUUUCAGAUCUUUUAAUGAACCGUGUGGAUUUGUCUCUUUUGGUUAUAACAAAGGGUCUGACCAAAACUGGAAGUGAUUAUAAUGUAAAGUCUGCACAUGUUGAGCUUGCUGAAAAGAUGCGAAAAGUAUAG